ACACACACACACACACACACACACACACACACACACACACACACACACACACACACACACACACGCACAAAAACAAAACAAAAAAAACACACACUACAGGAAUGUGUUUCCAGUUCUAUUAUUACAUGAAUAGUUCGUUUUCCACCGAGUCUGAGCCUGCGCAAAGUUCCCUUUGGGCACAAGCUCAGUACUGACUGGAUGAGUGACUUUACUGUGUGGCUGUGUGUGAGAGAGUGUGUACGUGUUCUUCAAUAGAGCGAGAGAGAGAGAGAGAGAGAGAGAGAGAGAGAGAGAGAGAGAGAGAGAGAGAGAGAGAGAGAGAUUGUGAGAAUCACAGGAGAACCGAACCGGACCGGACCUGUCAGCGGCGCGCGCGGUGGAAUCAUUUGGCGCACCGGAGAAAUUAUUGGUUCACUCAAUACGCAUCUAUCUUUAGACUUUAUAUUGUUUUUGUUUUCUUUACUCUCCACUCUGCUCUGUCGUUUCACCCACAUAUGGGCUUUAAAACAACUUAAAGAAGAUUAACUUUCUUAUUGUUUGGUGUCGCGAUUUGAGCGGAAAACGGAAAGACGGGAAAACUUUCAUUCUUAACAGGUCCUGAUACAGCCCAGAAAAUGCAAGAACAUUCACUGGAAACAUUAACGGUCUAUAAAAUACAACAGCUGAAUAUCUAAACCGAAAGCAACAACAGGCCCUUGGAUCAAACAUGACUGUGCUUCCAGUAAGGAUCCUCUCUCCUGUCAUGACUCCUCUAGUUCUCACUAUGAUGGCCAAAAUCCUGCUCCUGCUCGUCACACCCGUCCCAGUUCAGGCCAGUCCGAGGUACGUCCCGGCACUUCCCGGCGCCAAACGGGAGAUCGUCAUGGAUGGCGACCUGGUGAUCGGUGGCUUGUUCCCUGUACACGAGAAAGGCGAGGGCACACAAGACUGUGGGAAGAUCAAUGAACAGCGUGGGAUCCAGCGUCUUGAGGCCAUGCUCCUGGCACUCGAUGAGAUCAACCAGGACAAUCGCCUCCUACCAGGUGUCAAGCUGGGUGCUCACAUCCUUGACACCUGCUCCAAGGACACUUACGCACUGGAGCAGUCGCUGGAGUUCGUCCGCACGUCUCUCACCAAAGUGCACCAGCCCGGGUUCAUCUGCCCCGACGGGUCCAACCCGGUGCCAGACGAGGCUCCGCUGGCUAUAUCCGGAGUGAUCGGGGGAUCGUAUAGCGAUGUCUCCAUACAGGUGGCCAACCUGCUGCGGCUCUUCCAGAUCCCUCAGAUCAGCUAUGCCUCCACCAGUGCAAAGCUGAGCGACAAAUCCCGCUAUGACUACUUUGCUCGGACCGUGCCACCAGACUUCUACCAGGCGAAAGCCAUAGCUGAGAUCCUGCGGCACUUUAACUGGACCUAUGUCUCAACAGUAGCCUCGGAGGGUGACUAUGGCGAGACAGGCAUUGACGCUUUCCAGCAGGAAGCACGUGUGCGCCAGAUCUGCAUCGCCACUUCGGUCAAAGUCAGCCGGUCCAUGAACCGGGGCAACUACGAGACUGUGAUCCGCUCGUUGCAGCAGAAGGCCAACGCCAAAGUGGUGAUCAUGUUCACACGCAGCGAGGAUGCCAGAGAACUUCUGGUUGCAGCAGCACGCAUGAAUGUAACCUUUAGCUGGGUGGCUAGCGAUGGGUGGGGGGCUCAGGAGAGUGUGGUACACGGCAGCGAGAAAGCGGCCAACGGGGCCUUCACCAUCGAGCUCGCGUCUUAUUCCAUCCGAGAGUUUGAGGACUACUUCACCAAACUCAAUCCUGAGCUGAACACACGUAACCCAUGGUUCAGAGAAUACUGGGAGCACAAGUUUGGGUGUCAGCUGCAGGAACCGGGCUGCGCCAGGCACAGCCUGAGAGAUGGCUCGUUCAAGCAGGAGUCAAAGAUCAUGUUCGUCGUGAAUGCCGUGUACGCAAUGGCGCACGCGCUGCAUAACAUGCGGCAGGCCGUGUGCCCCAACACCACACGAGUGUGCGAUGCCAUGAAACCUAUCAACGGCAAGAGGUUCUACCGGGAGUUCAUUCUCAAGACCAAGUUUGAUUCUCCAUUCAGACCUACUGAUACAGAGAACGUGGUACGCUUCACCCCUUUGGGUGACAGCUUGGGCCGCUACAACAUCUUCCACUAUCGGCAAGAGAACGGAAGAUAUGCCUACAGGAAGGUGGGGUACUGGGCCCAAAGUCUGGUUCUUAACACUACCGUUUUACACUGGGCUGGAGGAGCAGUGCCGACCUCCCAGUGCAGCGACCCCUGCCAACCGAACGAGGCCAAGAGCAUGCAACCUGGGGAUGUUUGCUGCUGGAUCUGUAUUCCUUGCCAAGCCCAUCAGUACCUUCUGGAUGAGUUCACCUGUGAGGAUUGUGGCUUCGGAGAAUGGCCUUUGGCUAACCUGACUGGCUGCUACAAGCUUCCAGAAGAAUACAUCCACUGGUCAGAUGCCUGGGCUGUAGGACCUGUGACCAUUGCCUGUAUGGGGAUGAUGUGCACCCUGGCCGUGGCUGGAGUUUUUCUACGGCACAACGACACUCCAGUGGUGAAGGCCAGUGGCCGUGAGCUGUCCUACAUCCUCCUGUUGGGGGUUCUCUUGUGCUACGCCAUGACCUUCAUCUACAUUGCAAAACCCACCGCAGUUGUCUGUGCCCUUCGACGUCUUGGCCUUGGCACCUCGUUUGCUGUGUGCUACUCGGCCCUGCUCACCAAGACCAAUCGUAUUGCACGGAUCUUUGGUGGAGUGCGAGACGGUGCCCAGCGGCCUCGUUUCAUCAGCCCCGCAUCACAAGUGGCCAUCUGUGGUGCACUUAUCUCUGUCCAACUGUUGGUGGCAUUGGUGUGGCUCCUGGUGGAGGCGCCAGGUGUCAGGAAGGAAAUGAGUCCUGAGAGGCGAGACGUGGUGACUCUGAAGUGCAACAGUCUGGAUUCCAGCAUGCUCAUGUCGCUCACCUACAACUGCAUCCUCAUCGUCCUGUGCACAUUCUACGCCUUCAAGACUAGGAAGUGCCCCGAGAACUUCAACGAGGCCAAGUUCAUCGGGUUCACAAUGUACACCACGUGCAUCAUCUGGCUGGCCUUUCAGCCCAUCUUCUAUGUCACUGCAAGUGACUACAGGGUUCAGACCACCACCAUGUGCAUCUCAGUGAGUCUGAGCGGCUCGGUGGUCCUCGGCUGCCUCUUCGCCCCCAAGAUCCACAUCAUACUGUUCCAGCCGCAGAAGAACGUGACAACGCUGAGGGCCAAGGACAACCGGUUCUCCACGGCUGCUACGGCCCCCAGCUCCACCUACUCACAUGCCUCAGCCGCGACCGUAGUUCCUACCGUGUGCAACGGGCGAGAGGUUGUGGACUCUACGACAUCGUCGUUGUGAAGGAGGAAAGCACGACUACACACGACCACACACAACUACACUACAAUAUCUCCAGUGAUGUCAUGGAUAAAUCUUCUAUCGAUGCCUCUUCCACCGCGGGUGCUUUGCUCAUCCGUUUCAGGCGCUUAAGAUGGAAUUCUAUUAGACAUUUACUUGACUAUCUAAGAGCUCAAUAAUAAAAACAAAUCCUGUAAAUGUGACGAUGUGGAAACAACGUGCCGGUAUGGACUAGUAAGUAGGUUUGUUGCCACAUUCUAAGCUACAAAACUUCGAGGGCAACUAACAAUUGAAUGAUUUAAGCUUGGAAUUGCUAUAGAACGUCUGGUUUGGAGCUGUCUUUAACACGACUUUGUUGACAUGCCCUCGUCAGGCGGCGGGUGCAAAAAACAAUUUCUUGGAUUUUAUUUCGUAUUUACAUUUUGAAAAAUGUUAUAUAUAUUACAGUUAGAAAUGGUAUUAAUCUAUAUUAAUCUAAUCUUAUAUUCUAUAUUACAUGUUAGAAAAAUGUGGUUUAUCCAACCACAAGCAUUUGUGUCAGUUAUUUAGCUGAAGGCAGCUUUUGGACCAGGUACGGACCCUCGGUCGUCUAACAAUUCUACUUAUUACGAUAAUGAAGAAUUAAACAAGCAGAACAGGGGGUGAGGGGAAGUCAACAAGAUCGUGUUAAAACAAAUUGUGUUUUGAAUGCAGUUGUAUGAAGUGUGUUAGAGAAGUGAAUGUUUUAAAAUGCACUCUGGAAUUUAAGGAACAUUAACAGUAGAUAUUUGACUUUACAUAUUUAUAAAAUCUGAACUUCACUGAACGAAGCUUAUCAGGUAACAAUAUUCUUCGACAGCGAUUAGCGCCGAGACAUGCUUUUCCAGCGUUUUUGCUGUAGGUACAACCCUGAAAAGUUGUUCUUAAAAAUGUAUAAUGUUCUUAGAUCUAAUGAAUUUAUAUAAACGACUGUGAA
This is a messenger RNA of Tachysurus fulvidraco (yellow catfish), 4337 nucleotides long. It is a transcript of the gene grm2b, whose product is annotated as glutamate receptor, metabotropic 2b. NCBI's taxonomy places the organism in Eukaryota, Metazoa, Chordata, Actinopteri, Siluriformes, Bagridae. Gene Ontology annotation, biological process: G protein-coupled glutamate receptor signaling pathway; regulation of synaptic transmission, glutamatergic. The transcript is spliced from 6 exons. The record is from RefSeq and is a predicted model, not a curated record. Gene Ontology annotation, cellular component: membrane. The coding region runs from base 707 to 3385 and encodes 892 amino acids. Gene Ontology annotation, molecular function: group II metabotropic glutamate receptor activity.